This is a messenger RNA of Schistocerca cancellata (South American locust), 1474 nucleotides long. RefSeq names its product gremlin-1-like. The record is from RefSeq and is a predicted model, not a curated record. The coding region runs from base 94 to 636 and encodes 180 amino acids. Gene Ontology annotation, molecular function: BMP binding; receptor ligand activity. Gene Ontology annotation, biological process: animal organ morphogenesis. Lineage: Eukaryota; Metazoa; Arthropoda; Insecta; Orthoptera; Acrididae. The transcript is spliced from 4 exons.
GACGCACGCCCAGACGUCAGACGCAGGACGGCCGCUCGCGCUGCCGGCACGCCGCCACCAGCGACUCCACAAGUUGGCGUGCCUGACUACAACAUGGGCGACUCAUCCACGGUAUGUUUCGGUUGGCUAGCUCUGGUGCUGGUAUUACUUACAUUGGCUCCAGGGACCAGCGCUCGCAGGGCUGUCAACCGGACAGAGCUCAUGCGCCUAAUGGCGCAAUACUACGGCUACGGAGACGCUUUCCUCAAGACAGAUGACCGCGCAAUGCCCAUUACGAACAAGGAGCGCCUAAAGAAGGACUGGUGCCGGACGGAGCCGCUGGUGCAGAAGGUGCGCGACGAGGGCUGCGUGUCCAAGUCGGUGGUGACGAGCUUCUGCUACGGCCAGUGCAACUCGUUCUACGUGCCCAAGGUGCACGCGUGGCGCGCCGGCCGCCGGCCGCACGACUACCCCCCGGGCGAGGCGGCGUUCGCCUCCUGCGCGCAGUGCCGCCCCAAGAGGGCCGCCUGGCUCUCCGUCACGCUGCACUGCCCCUCCUACACCACCCCCACGCCAGGUGAGGGAGGCGCUCCGGCGAGGAUUUCGAGAAGGCGCGUGCAGCGAGUGAAGCAGUGCCGGUGUAUGGCUUCGCCGUGAAGCAGGUGUCUGCAGCUUCGUGAAGUUGGCCCUGCUUCGCCAGCACAGCAAGCCUGGAGGCCUCACCCGCAGAGCAGCCAAACAACCAACGCCUGAUUCGACAGCCCUACACAGAGUCCUCCUUUCGGCAGAGCUUCCACUGGCUUCGGAGUACACCGUCUACGUUCGAGAUGUGCAGAUGAUUCGUAGAGGCACCGUAUACUGUGGUCCCUGCUUUAGCGCUACAAAAAUACGUAAUACGCUUGCCCGUACGCUUAUUGUAUUUGUGCCUUUCUGCGUUUGACAUGUUUAAUGUUUGUGUGUAGUUAGACACUUCUCGUUCUCCGGCGUACGCAGAUACAAAUAAGACGUCAUCCAACCUUGGGUUCUGCAGUUACAAAGCAUUGUGUUGUAACUACGUGACGUGUCAGCUUACACGACUGUACGACAAAUGGAACCGCAAUCUAUAUUGUCAGAUUAAAUAUCCGCGCCGGACCAGGACUAAACAUGAACUGUAAGCUUCAUGAACAACGCUGUAUAAUUUGAGCUUUUCGAUCAAUCAUUCACGAAACCAGUAUAUCUCUCUAAUCUGGUACCGUAAGAAAGUGAUUGUGACUAGUGGUGUAACAAAGGGACAUAUUUGUCUCAAAAUGAAAAAAGCUUUUAAAGAAGCUUUCUGGUGGUAUCAAUACUAUACAUUCCAUAGGAGACUAUUAAAUUUUCUCUGCUGCUGGUCAGUGAAGCAAAAUAAUCACUCGUUACACUUGAGUAUUUGCAGUGAACAGCCGCUGGGAAUGGUACGGUGUAGAAGGUGUCCCAAAUAACUUUUUGAACCGGAUGCAAAUUUAAAAAAAAAUGU